This is a messenger RNA of Kwoniella botswanensis, 2142 nucleotides long. RefSeq lists its product as uncharacterized. The record is from RefSeq and is a predicted model, not a curated record. Gene Ontology annotation, cellular component: kinetochore; nuclear envelope; mitotic spindle. The transcript is spliced from 9 exons. Gene Ontology annotation, biological process: attachment of mitotic spindle microtubules to kinetochore; mitotic spindle assembly checkpoint signaling. Bases 1 to 2142 code for a protein of 713 amino acids. Lineage: Eukaryota; Fungi; Basidiomycota; Tremellomycetes; Tremellales; Cryptococcaceae.
AUGGAAGGACUCAACAGGAGCAGUACGAGUAGAUUGCCCACAGCAAUACCACGAUCCAACUUACUUUCUUCGAUUGGCGGUCCAUCUUCUGCAACCCCUUCGUCUUUGAGAUCAAGUACCAGUCGUUUAGGAAAGAGGCCAGCAGGAGAAGCUGGAUUGGAAGAUCCAUCAUCUUCAGCUAGACAGAUCUCAUCGAUGAACACCCGACUAUCCUUCCUCGAACAUGAUAAUCAUUCUCUCCAGGUGAAAGCGAAAUUAUCAGCCGAUAAGAUCGAAGAGCAACGAGUUGAGAUUGAACAGUUGAAAGCUGAGAGAAGGGCGUUAUACGAUGGUGAGAAGAAGGAAAGACAAGUUGGCGAAGAGAGAGAGAAGGAUUUUUACGAUGAGAGGAAACGCUAUACAACUGAGAUAUCCCAACUUCGCACUCAAAAUUCCACUCUAUCCAAUUCCUACGAAUCUCUAAAAUCAGAACAUAACAUCCUCCUAGGGAAGAACUCCUCUUUCAUUCAAAAUGCAAAUAACGAGAUUCACCUUCUCAAUUCGCGAAUUGACGAAUUGACCAAACAGCGAGAAGAGCUUAAAGGGUGGGAGAGGAGAGCUAAAGGAUUGAGUAUAGAGUUGGAAGAGGAGAGAAGGAGGAAUGAAGAGAAUAAAGAGAGGGGGGUGUUGGAAAAGGAAGAUAGGAGAGUUGAUGAGACGUUGCAGAAGGAAGUUAAGCGUCAAUCCCUCAGUCUAGCCACGAUAUAUCGUGAGAACGAAUCACUCAAAUCUGAAGUAGUGGAAUUACGUCAAAAGAAGAAAGAAUCAGAUUCCAACGAGAGAGCAAUGAAAGACGUGGAGAGGAGAUUGAGAGAUGAAAUUAGGACAUUGCAGGAACAGUUGGAAAGAUCUAGAAGAGAUAUGGAUUCCUUAACUCAAUCGUAUCCCUCAGGUUCAUCACCCGAGAAAACAUCCGACGAAACGUUACGUACCCGCUUAUCGACGCUCUCCACGCUGCAUAACCAAACUACCGAAGAGUUAGCUAAGAAGGAUUCUCAGAUACGAGAAUUGCACGAGAGGUUGACGAACCUCGCUCAGAGUUCUAGAUCUUCUAUAGCUGAAUUGACGAAACGCUCCGAAGAGGCUGAGAGGGAACUGAGGUGGGCUAAGGAAGGGAGGGCAUUUGCGGAAAGGAGAGAGGAGGUGGCUAAGAAGGAGGUAGAGAGGAUACGGAGCUCGAACUCUUCUUUCCCAAUGCCAGGCGGUGUCAUACCCGACCAAUCAGCCAAGGUGUCCGAGCUGGAAAGUCUUGUUGAGUUGUAUCGAUCCGAAUUGGACAAGAUAUCGAGGGAUUCCAGAGAAACCGAAGAGCGAAUAGCGAGUGGAAUGGGCUUGGUGAAGAGUCAGCAUUUGGAUGAAGCGAGGGAUAAAAUUGGGCAACUAGAACAGGAUAUCCAAUCGCUGGAAUCGACUAUUUCCGAGCUCACAUCCGCCAACACCCGUCUAGAUGGAGAAGUAAACGAUCUCAUGCGUCGUGUUGCUUCUGGGGAAUAUAACCCUUCGACAGAAAGAUGUUUGGAAUUGAAAAAUAACCCUGCGAAUAAGAUUAUGGCUGUCAGACAGCAGAUGUUGGUGGAUCUCAAGAAUGAGAAUGAUGAGUUGUUAGAGCAAAUAAAACAAUUGGACGAACUUGUUAAUCAGAAUGGUACUCUAGAGGGUAAAGAAGGAGUGAACAGGGAAGGGAUGGUACCGAGGAGUAGCUUUGAUAGGUUGAAGAAAGAGAAGGAGGAUUUGGAGAGGAACCAUGAGAAGAGGUUAAUGAGGUUGAAAGAGAUAUUCACAUCCAAAUCUAAAGAAUUCCUCGAAGCAGUCUACUCCCUCUUAGGUUGGCGAAUCAAAUUCGACGAAUCCGGAUCGGAUAUCCGUCUAACAUCGAUGUACGCGCCGAAAGGUAAAUCGGGAUUGACAUUGAAAUUCGCUUCUCAAGAAGGUCAUUUCGGUACGAUGCAAAUGACCGGUAUGAUGGCCAGGGGAUUGGAAGAAUCGAGGCAUUUUUGGAUUGUCGAGAGACAGAGUGUACCGGGGUUCUUGGCUCAGGUUACUACGGAGAUGUUCGAGAAAACUACUAUUGGUAGAGCUGCUGGAUAUGUAGGAUUAGAAUAG